UUACAUUGGCAACACUGAUCAAUUAAUGUCAUCGCUAGUCCGACAGUCGACACAUAGUCGACACGAAAUUUCAAAAUUCAUGCAUUUUGUGUUGUGACGGAUAAAGUGAGAAUUCUUUAAUGUGUUUCCCUUUAUUGUACCAACUACAUUGGUAAUGAUGUCCACUUUUAAAAUAUACAAUGCUACAGAAUUAUGGCAGAGAGAAACUUCUUUACCUUCUAUACCUUCGUUUAGUUUAAGCUUAGAUAAUGCACUCGGAAACGAUGGGCUUCAGUUAGGGUCUAUUACUGAAUUAAUAGGACUGCCAGGCUCAGGAAAAACACAAUUAUGUUUACAAUUCUGUGCUUCUGUUCAAAUACCUAAAGUCCUCGGAGGACUAAGCUCUGAAGCCUUAUACAUCGACACCAACACAAAUUUUAGUAUUUAUAGGUUUAAAGAAAUCCUCUUUGCAAGCCUCAGCAAAUGCCAGAGGCUACUGCACACAAGCAUAGCAGUGCAAGAAGAAGAUGCUCUAAAGAAAUUACACUACAUGGAUGCAUUUGGCUUGGAGAAGUUCUGUGCAUGUAUUCACAAUUUAUCUAAAUUUAUUCAGCAGCAUCCUAAUAUAAAACUCAUAAUAAUAGACUCAAUUGUAUUCCCAUUCAAAGACGGCAUAUCUACUAAAAAAAGAACUGGGCUACUCUUCCGGCUGAUGGCAGAGUUACAUAAAACAUCAUUGGAAAACCAAAUAGCUGUGGUGUUAACGAACGAGAUGAGCACCCGCGUGGGUCUCUCCUCGGGCGCCAGCGUGGGGGCGCUGGGCGACGCGUGGGCGCACCGCUGCUCGCGCCGCGUGCUGCUGGCGGAGCGCAACGGAGACCGUGCGGCGCUAGUGCUCAAGUCGAAUGACGCACCUAACGCAGUUGGCACCUUCAAGAUAACCGAGGAAGGAAUAAGGGACGUAGAAUAAAACCAAAUUGUAGAACAUAGUUUAAUUAUUAAUGUAAAUAUAUUGUAAACGAAACUACAGCAUCAAUAAAUAUCUCAUUUCACAAAAAUAUCAAGCUUUUUCUAUCAUCUCAACAGUUAUACAAUGUAAAGGCAGUUUCAGAUCGGAACUUAGCUUAUGCGCACAACAUCAAUUCAUAACAACAUGGAGUCUUAUAUUAUGCGUAUCGUCGCUAUUGUACGAGAGUGAGUAACACGCGUUUGUAGUCUCCCUUCGUAUCACCCUGGAAAACAUUACAUUUGAUUUGUACAAACGACCUAACAGACCAUGUUACAAUAUAGGCACGCAUGCAAGAGAGUCUGCCUCUAGAGCAGCUUAAUAAGAAAGGGCGACUAGGACAUCUCGGAAAUCGCCGGUUAUGUCUUCCUGCAAACAAUACCGAAAACGAAGCUGUAAUAAGCGUAAAACUUAAUACGAAACUGGCCCACAAUUUCA
Molecule: messenger RNA, 1423 nt
Organism: Leguminivora glycinivorella
Lineage: Eukaryota; Metazoa; Arthropoda; Insecta; Lepidoptera; Tortricidae
Product: DNA repair protein RAD51 homolog 3-like
Exons: 7
Coding region: 155-949 (264 amino acids)
Biological process (GO): reciprocal meiotic recombination; DNA repair; meiotic DNA recombinase assembly
Cellular component (GO): replication fork; Rad51C-XRCC3 complex; Rad51B-Rad51C-Rad51D-XRCC2 complex
Molecular function (GO): ATP-dependent DNA damage sensor activity; four-way junction DNA binding; ATP binding
Source: RefSeq, a predicted model, not a curated record